This is a messenger RNA of Macadamia integrifolia, 935 nucleotides long. Its product is annotated as 10 kDa chaperonin 1, chloroplastic-like. Lineage: Eukaryota; Viridiplantae; Streptophyta; Magnoliopsida; Proteales; Proteaceae. The record is from RefSeq and is a predicted model, not a curated record. Gene Ontology annotation, cellular component: mitochondrial matrix. Gene Ontology annotation, molecular function: protein folding chaperone; ATP binding; protein-folding chaperone binding. The transcript has 7 exons. Bases 249 to 653 code for a protein of 134 amino acids.
CAUUCCAGAAGUCUCUAGGGAACCAGUGGGAAUUAUCCAACGGUGCAAACCCGGACGUCCCGAUAUCUCCAUCGAUGUUGACGAAUUUUCGCCGAUAUUUAAACAGAGAAACCUGAUUUGGAGAACAAUCGAGCGUUCGACCUGGGUUUGUUCUUCAACCUAGCAGUACCAACUACCUACCUUGACUCUUCACUCUUCAGAGCUUUUCCUUCUUUAUCUCCUCGUUUUGCCCCUCUUCUACCUUAUCCAUGGCGUCUGCUUUCAUUACAGUAGCAAAGCCUUUCUCUUUGAACAAAACCAUUCCUUCUUUCUCCAACCAGAGGUCCCCAGGUUUGCGGAAGGGUGCUUUGAGAAUUAAUGCAGUGACCACGAAAUGGGAACCCACAAAGGUUGUUCCACAAGCUGAUAGAGUUUUGAUUCGUCUAGAGGAUUUGCCUGAGAAAUCAGCUGGUGGAGUGUUGUUGCCUAAAUCAGCCGUCAAGUUUGAGCGCUAUCUAAUGGGUGAGGUUUUAUCUGUUGGUACUGAAGUGAGCAAUGUGGAGGCUGGGAAAAAGGUUCUUCUAUCAGACAUUAAUGCAUAUGAGGUGGAUUUGGGAACGGAUUCAAGGCAUUGCUUUUGUCGAGCAGGUGAACUGCUGGCUGUAGUUGAGUAGAAUCGAGAGUUUUUCGAGGGAUUCACGGAAGCAUGGCAGUUCUCUCCUAAUGAGGAUAGGUAUUUGCAGACUAUUGAAUUGAGAAGAGUUUUUACCUACUAUGUUUAUCUUCUAUCUUAGCUUUCUUAACUCUGCAAGCAUUAAUAGUUUUAUUUGAUUUCAGCUAGUGUUUUACCUUCCGAGUAGUGUAGCACUCAUGUGGAACCUUUGUUGCUUGUAAUCUAAUACUUCCCAAUGUGUUAAGUUCCAUUAUUGAAAUGCCAUUCUCCUUAUGGUGGAUCA